Molecule: messenger RNA, 1370 nt
Organism: Lepisosteus oculatus (spotted gar)
Lineage: Eukaryota; Metazoa; Chordata; Actinopteri; Semionotiformes; Lepisosteidae
Gene: b9d2
Product: B9 domain containing 2
Biological process (GO): cilium assembly
Cellular component (GO): MKS complex
Source: RefSeq, a predicted model, not a curated record
UGCAGUAACUCAUCGAUGGGAACUUGAUCCUCGUGGUACCAUCUGGUUUUGGGCCAGCUCUCAUUGAUCGAUUGUUUGGUCAGAUCAGCUCACUUUAUUUUACCUGUAAUUACAGUACUUCCCGGACGGCGGUUCGACAGCGUCCCGACUACCUUAAAAAAAAAACCCUGAGCCCGGGACCACGUGACAUCAAGGACCAAUGGCAGAGCCCGGUGUCGGGUUGCUAAGGAAGUGGCGGGGACUCGCCUCUCUAGCCCUGGAGACCGCCGCUUGAAUGUAAACAAGGAAAGUUAAUUUGAUUAAUGAAGUAAAACAAACCUGGAAAGCACCGGGAGGAUUGAAGCAGGAUGGCGGAGCUGCACAUUAUAGGCCAGAUUGUGGGGGCCAGUGGCUUCCCUCAGAACAGCCUCUUCUGCAAGUGGGGUGUCCACACAGGAGGGGCAUGGCGCCUGCUGUCAGGGCUGAGGGAAGGGCAGACACAGGUGGACUCUCCCCAGAUUGGUGAAGUGGCCUAUUGGAGCCAUCCCAUAGACCUACACUUUGCCACCAAGGGACUGCAAGGGUGGCCCAAGCUGCACCUGCAGGUGUGGGACCAGGACUCGUUUGGCCGCUGCCAGAUGGCUGGCUAUGGGUUCUGCCACGUGCCCUCCAGCCCUGGGCACCACCGACUGCGUUGCGGCACCUGGCGGCCCCUGGGGCCCUGGCAGGACAGGCUGGUGCAGACCUUCGUGGGAGGGGGGCCACAGCUGCGCUCCCCUGACCUCAUCUACACUGGGGCAGACCGCUACAGACUACACACGGUGGCUUCGGGCACCGUGGACCUGGAGCUGAACAUCGUCUUGAGACACUUCGACCGCUACGGAGUAGAGAGCUGAGAGAGGAGGAGAGGCAGAAGGGAAGCGCAGGGGAAGGUUUGAGAGAGGGUUUGGUGUGUGGGGCGAGAGGGAGAACGAGAGAGAGAAUGGGAGGGGAUGUGAGGACUUGAGGAGGCCAGCAGGCUGCGAGCUGUCUGCAGUGGAAAACUCAGGACGGCUCUCAGGUCUGUCCAGUUCUGGACCUCAGCAGGGAAAGAGGGGAAACAGUUGCCGUGUGUGGACAGGUAUCAUGCUCUUUGUAAGUAUGGCUCUACCCCUGCUCUGCCACAAGGGGGCAGGCUGAGUCUUGGAAUGGCAUCUCUCAUACAAGUUCCCAUUAACACGUUGACAGUCACACGCAAUGAAACUAAUCCCAUUCUUUGUUAAAAUGAAUUUUUGUAUUUGAACCCAGCGUGACUUUUGUAUAUUUUUAUAUAUGUAUUGUGUUUUAGAGUUGGAAACCAUUUUACUUAAUUUUUUUUUAAAACGCAUAUAUUAAAAGUUUGGUUUUCCAUA